This is a messenger RNA of Acaromyces ingoldii, 1063 nucleotides long. RefSeq lists its product as hypothetical. The record is from RefSeq and is a predicted model, not a curated record. The coding region runs from base 318 to 1022 and encodes 234 amino acids. The transcript has a single exon. NCBI's taxonomy places the organism in Eukaryota, Fungi, Basidiomycota, Exobasidiomycetes, Exobasidiales, Cryptobasidiaceae.
UGCGAAUGUUGAUGAGGUCGGCCUCGAUCUCAAAGUCGCGCGCGCUCGUCAACUGGCCCACGCUCUUGCCCUGAUCCCACCGAAGGCGGCCUGCGCCGCUGGUUACUGCAGCGGCAGCGGCAGCAGCAGCAGCCGAAGCGGCCGCAGAUGCAGCAGCGCGUGAAGUGCCGUCGUCGUCGCCACCGUCGCCGUCAGCGCCCGAGCCAGAGGCUGUGUUGACGGCGGCGGCAGCAGCGGCAGCAGCAGCUGCCGAUGUCUUUGCGGCCUUUUUCUUGUUUUUGUUCUGCUGGUGCAUCAGCUGGCCGCGGAGACCAGACAUGUACGAGCUGUCGCCCAUGCCUCCACCGACACCAGCGAGGUGGAGCAUGCCCGCGCCGGGACCGGCAAUGUCAAAGUUGGAAGGCGGCAGGGAUGCGAUGCCCGCUGAUGGACCCGCUCCAAAGGCAAAGCCCGACAGCUCCGCAAGGGAGCCAGCGAGGCCGUUGCUCUGCCCCGCGUCUGCGCCUCCGCCCCGGCUGUUGGGCGUCGUGGUGCCGUCGGCGCUCGAUGCACCCGCGAGCAUGAGUCCGAGCGAGGAGCCAGGGCUAUCGCGGUGGGUAAUACCAGCGCGCGCGGCCAUCGAAAGUGGCCCCGCCGCGUCCUGUUCGUUGCCGGUGUCUCCGCCACUGCCGCCAGCUGCACCUCCGCCCACCCCGCCGCCGCCGCCGCCGCGUCUGGAUGAUGCUGCAGUGCCCUUGUUCCUGAGUUUCCGCGUAGCAUGGGGUCGAUUCGAAGCGUCCAAGAAUGUGUCUGAUUCGAAAGGGAAAACAAAGGACGCAAAUCAGCGUCAUCCUUCUCUCUUUCUAAGAGCUGGAGAGGUGCGCCUGCAUCUAGACUACUCACCGGCCAGACUGCCUUCGCCGCCCUCCUUUUCUUCGCGCAGCCGAGUCCGCCGCUCGUGCACGGCGGCGAGGAGCCUCUCGCGGACGGCCUUCUUGGCGCUCUUGGCCUCGUCCUCGACCUUUUGGCGUUCCUGCUCGUAGGCGCUCCGUGCGCUCUCGACCUGGUGCGCGUGGAGGAGGGC